CGAUCGCUCAGCUAUCAAGUACCGGGCAAAUCAAAAAAUAGCUCUGGACUGGUGUGAGACUGUCUGCAUAUUGUUUACAGGAUAUUUUGGAGCGGGGCAAUAUUUACUGUGUCUGAACUGCAGAGGCAGUAGUUGGCGCUACGGCGCAGGAGGAGUGAAAACAAAAGCCACGUUGGUGUCGGGCAUCCCCCUCCUCCAGUGCCAGGCAGGGGCAGCUGCAGCAGUUGGCACAGCCCGCUGGAAGGGACGGUGGCACUUGGCACAGCCCUGUCCCUAGAAGCUGCCCAGUUGUCUUUCUAAAGAGUGAUGAAGUCUGAAGAAGACCCCGAAGACGGAGACAGCAUGUCAGGGGAUCCGAGCUAAGGGAAGAAGGGCCAAGAUGAAUGCAGAAGGGCAGCAGAAAAUCAGGUUGCACUGGGCAGCCCCCUUGGACUCUGGCUGUAGCUGAAUGCCGGGUUUGCUGUUCACUCUUGGCAGCCAGGACUCGGGAACUCUAGAAUGAGUUGCUGGUUUUCCUGUGCCCUUAAAAACACAUUGACUGCAGACUGGAACAAGUACGAUGAUCGCUUGAUGAAAGCUGCUGAACGGGGUGACGUGGAGAAGAUCUCGUCUGUCCUUGCCAAGAAGGGCGUAAACCCCACCAAACUCGAUGUGGAAGGAAGAUCUGCGUUCCAUGUUGUAGCUGCCAAAGGGAAUCUUGAUUGUCUGAAUGCCAUUCUUGUACAUGGGGUUGACAUUGUAGCUACUGAUGCGGCAGGAAGGAACGGUCUGCACCUCGCUGCGAAAUAUGGGCAUGCACUCUGUCUGCAAAAAUUGUUGCAGUACAACUGCCCUACAGAAAAUGUGGAUCUUCAGGGUCGCACAGCUCUUCACGAUGCAGCGAUGUCAGAUUGUUCAUCCAGCAUUCAGUUACUGUGUGACCAUGGAGCCUUGGUGAAUGCCAGAGAUGCAGACGGGAGGACGCCUCUGGUGCUGGCCACUCAGAUGUGCCGUCCAGCCAUAUGUCAACUUCUGCUUGACAGAGGCGCUGAUGUCAAUGCAAGAGACAAACAGAACCGGACAUCUCUGAUGUUAGGCUGUGAAUAUGGCUGCAAGGAUGCUGUGGAAGUUUUGCUCAAAAAUGGUGCGGACGUCACUUUGGUGGAUGCCCUUGGCCAUGACUGCUCUUACUAUGCAAGGAUUGGUGAUAGCGUUGAAAUCUUGGCUCUGAUAAAGGCUGCCAUGGAGGAGUCCAACAAAGCAAGUUACGAAGUCAUGAAGAAAGGACAGCCUCUUCUCAAGGUGACCAACAUGCUGCCAAAAUGGAGUCAUCCAAAUGCCUUAGAGGACAUGAGCUUCAAGACGCAUCAGAAGGAACACUGGAAUGUACAGGAAUUAGAAAGAGAGAAUGAAGACUUGAAAGGCAGGCUAAGGGAGAUCCAGCAGGAGCACCGGAUUUUAUUGGACAGAAUCAAUGGUCUGCAGCUGCAGCUGAACGAGGAGCAAAUGGUUGCAGAUGAUCUCGAAAGCGAGAAAGAUGAGCUCAGGAGGCUGCUGACAGCAAAGGAGAAGCAGCAGGAAGAAAGUUCACGGAUGCUUGAAGCUCUGAAGUCAAAGCUGAGAUUCUAUGAGGGUGACCACGGGGGAUCUGGAAACAGUUUUGGUAACAGGAAAGAAGAUGUUCUGCUGAAGCAGGGUUCCACAUAUUCUGCAGAACCACAGCAGGCCCCUGCCUCAGCGCCAGCUGCCCUCCAGAGUAGAUCCAUGGUGAGGCCCCUGGAGCUCCUGAGCCCAAGCCUGUCUCCUGCUGCCUCCGAGGCGGAAGCUCUGAAACGGGAGCUGGGCAACCUGAGGAGCUGCUACGAUGCAGCCCGAGGGGAGGUGAGCAGGCUGCAGCUGGAGCUCUCCCACAAGGCAGCAGAGUGCAAAGCGCUGGCGGCGGAGUGCGAGAGAACGAAGCAGGAGUCGGACCAGCAGAUCAAGCAGCUGGAAGACGCCUUGAAGGACGUGCAGAAGAGGAUGUUUGACUCGGAAGGGAAAGUGAAGCAGAUGCAGACGCACUUCCUGGCCCUGAAGGACCACCUGACGAGUGAGGCGGCGGCCACCGGCAGCAAGGCGGUGGAGGAGCUGAAGGAGCAGCUGAAGGACACCAAGGCCAAGUACGAGGGGGCCUCGGCCGAGGUGGGCAAGCUGAGGAACCAGCUAAAGCAGAAUGAGCUGCUGGUGGAGGAGUUCCGCAGGGAUGAGGCCAGGCUGGUGGACGACAACAAGAAGCUGCAGAGGGAGCUGGGCAUGUUGAAGGUGGAGCACGAGAAGCGGGAGAGGAGGGCCUGCGAGGCGGAGGGUCAGUUGAAGGAGGCGGCAGCCAAGCUGGCGGAGAAGCUCGAGAAAGUGAAGAGCUCGCUCUCGGGCGAAGUGGAGGAGAAGGCGCGGAGGUUGGCAGAGGCGGAGGCGGAGCGGCAGAAGCUGUGCACAGAGGCUCAGGGGCUGAGAGCUGAGCUGGAGGGCCAGAGAGGCCAGUUUGCCCAGUAUGUGAGGCCGGAGGAGCACAAGCAGCUGAAGGGCAGGUAUGAGCAAAAGGCCAGGGAGCUGGAGCGAGUGCAGGCGGAGCUGAAGCACCAGAGCCAGGCCUGGCAGGCGGAGGCGGAGAAGGCCAAGGCAGGCCACAGCCUGCUGAAGCAGCAAGUGGAGGCCCUCCGGAGCGAGAUGAAGAGCCAGUACGUGCCUUUGAAGGUCAGCGAGGAGGUGAAGCGGGCGAGCGACGUCACGGUUGGAGACCUGAACAAGAAGCUGGCGGAGAGCAGAGAGAAGUGUCAGAAGCACAGCGCGGAGGCAGAGAAGCUGCUGGCAGAAAACCUCCGCUUGAAGGAGACGGUUGGGCAGCUCCAGGCGGCUUACAUCCCCCGGGAGAAGCAUGAGAAGGAGAUGGGAGCCUUGAAGCUAACCACGGCCGGUCUGGAGCGGCAACUCGCCGAGCUCAGCCAAAAGUACAGGGAGCAGCAAGCCAAGGCAUCCGAGUUUGCAUCCAAAAAUGCCACUCUUCAAGAGACCAUGGAAGAGCAGUAUGUGCCGGUGGCUACUCACGAGGAGGUCAAGGCAGUGCUGAACAGCACUCUGGAAAAGACGGGCCAAGAGCUGUUGGAGCUGAAGGAAAAGAUGGAAAGUGUCAAGCAAGAGUUUGUGAGGGUGAGCGAUGAGAACGGGACCCUGAAGAGGAAGCUGCGAACUCUGCAAAGCCAAGUGCAAGGAGGCGAAUACAUAAACGCACGGGAGCAUGAGGCAAAAGUCGCCGCCCUCCACAAAAACAUUCAGGAGCUGCAGGAGAAAGGUUCUGAAAUGCAGGCAAAAUAUCAGGCGAAGCAAGAGGAGGUGGCCCAGUUGCACGCUGAGAUCAAGGCCCAGAAGAAGGAGCUUGACAUGAUCCAGGAAUGCAUCAAGUCCAAAUAUGCCCCCCUUUCCACUUUUGAAGAGAAGGAGCGCCGCUUCGAGGAGACAGCAAAAGAACUGAGGAGCCAGCUGCAGAAGGAGAGGGAGCAGCGCAGAGAGAGAGAGGACGAAGUCAAGAAAUGCAGCCAGGAGAAUGAGAAGCUGAGGGCCAGGCUCCUGAGCGUCCAGAAUGACUUGCAGCAGAACUAUGUCCUGGCGGAGAAGUCACACGAAAUGGAGCGGAUGUUUGCCAGCAAGAUGGACGGCCUCAACAAGCAGUUGUGCGAGCUGCAGCAGAAGUUUGCCGAGAUCCAGUGCGAGAAGGAGCGGCUUCAGGAGGAGAGCGCCCGGCAGCGCUCCGAGGCCCGCGAGGCAGAGAGCCGCCUCCACGGCCAAUACGUCCCGCUGGAGCAGGUGGAAGCCCUGGAGAGGCAGCUUGGCCGCACCGUCGAAGAGCUGAAAGGGGAGCUGAGCAGCAAGGAGGCCAGCUGCCAGCAGGAGGUGCAGAAAUCCCAGGAGCUGCAGCGGGAGAUGGCCGAUCUCAAGGCCGCCUCUGUGCCUCUAGCCGAGCACCUCCGCAUCAAGGAAGGCUUGGAGAGGGAAGCAUCCGCCGUGAAAUCCGCCUUAAGAGAGAAGGAGGGAGAGAGCCAGGAGAGGGCAGAGAAGGUUGCCAAGCUGCAGUCUGAAAUCCAGAGCGCCAAAGAAGCCUUGUGGGAGCUGGAGAGCCGAGAGGUGGUUGGGAUGGCGGAGCACAAGAUGGUGAAGAGCAAGCUGGAAGGGCAAGUAGGCAGCAUGGCAGAGAAGCUGGCCGAGCUCAGCCGGAAGCUGGAGGCAGCCCAGCAAGCCAGGAUGGAGGAGGCGCCCACCAAGGACAAGAAGGAGCCCCUGCAGUCCAGGAACUUCAGCAUUGAGCAGGAGAUCAAGGACCAGAAGGAGAGGUGCGACAAGUCCCUGAGCACCAUCGCGGAGCUGCAGAAAAGGAUCCAGGAGUCCGCAAAGCAAGUGGAAGCCAAAGACAACAAGAUAACUGAGCUACUUAAUGAUGUGGAGCGGCUAAAACAGGCCCUUAACGGUCUCUCUCAGCUUACGUACAACAGCGGCCUCCCCACAAAGCGACAGAGCCAGCAGGUCGAAGUGCUCCAGACGCAGGUGAAGACCCUUCAGCAGCAGCUGGCCGAUGCUGAGAGGCAGCACCAGGAGGUCAUCUCGAUAUAUCGGACACACCUUCUCAGUGCUGUUCAGGGUCACAUGGAUGAAGAUGUCCAAGCUGCCUUACUCCAGAUCAUCCGCAUGCGACAAGGGCUUGUUUGCUAGGGGUGGGGGUCGGGGUGGGAGGGGGUCGUGCUGUUGUCAGGGCCCUGAAGGGGCCUACAGCUGUGAAAGCACGCCUUCCUUCCUGCUUCGAUCCAGAAAGCGAAAAAAGG
Lacerta agilis (Sand lizard) is the source of this 4829-nucleotide messenger RNA. It is a transcript of the gene UACA, whose product is annotated as uveal autoantigen with coiled-coil domains and ankyrin repeats. The record is from RefSeq and is a predicted model, not a curated record. Gene Ontology annotation, cellular component: membrane. Gene Ontology annotation, biological process: vesicle-mediated transport. Bases 499 to 4719 code for a protein of 1406 amino acids. The transcript has 19 exons. Gene Ontology annotation, molecular function: actin binding. Lineage: Eukaryota; Metazoa; Chordata; Lepidosauria; Squamata; Lacertidae.